Molecule: messenger RNA, 875 nt
Organism: Rubroshorea leprosula
Lineage: Eukaryota; Viridiplantae; Streptophyta; Magnoliopsida; Malvales; Dipterocarpaceae
Source: the annotation of a GenBank genome assembly
AAAAAAGGGGAAAAAAAAAGGUUUUCCUUUCUGUGAAGGAGUAAGUAAGAAUCCAAGAUGAUGCCGACGGAGCAGCAGCCGCAGCCACAGCCACUGAACCAGUUAAUGGCCCAAAAUUCCGGCAACCUCAGCUUUAGCAGCCAUCUCUCCAAGGAAGAUGAGGAGAUCUCAAGGUCUGCUCUUUCUACCUUUAAAGCCAAGGAAGAGGAGAUUGAAAAGAAGAAGUUGGAGGUCAGAGACAAGGUUCAGCUUCAGUUGGGCCGCUUCGAGGAGGAAACGAAGCGGUUGGCCAUGAUUCGUGAGGAGCUUGAAGGACUUUCAGAUCCCCUGAGGAAAGAGGUUUCGCUGGUUCGGAAGAAGAUCGAUGCAAUAAACAAAGAAUUGAAGCCACUAGGGCAUACCUGCCAGAAAAAGGAAAGGGAAUACAAAGAAGCCCUGGAUGCGUUUAAUGAAAAGAACAAGGAAAAAGUACAACUAAUCACCAAAUUAAUGGAGCUGGUGGGUGAAAGUGAGAAGUUGAGGAUGAAGAAGCUGGAGGAGCUGAGUAAGUGCGUAGAUUCCGUACAAUGAAAUAGGGUUCUAGUGCCAAAAUUAACUGGUUAGGUUUGUGUGAUGUAUCUAAUGUGACUAAUAAUUAUAUGUGGUUCUUACUGUUUUUGAGUUUGUUGUAUUUGUAUGUUAUGUUGGUUUCUUCCAUUAGCAUUUGAUGAAACAUUCAGCUAAUUUAGGGAGAGAAAAUACGGUAUAAACAGGUUUGUAACUAAACGAAUCCUGCCUGCAUUUUCUUCGCAUUUCACUUAUCUUCAAGAUUGUAAUUUCUUCUAUCUAAUUAUUCUUUCAAGUUUCGUGCAAUUUAAAAAAUGCCUUGGAACUGC